GCUAUGGCGACAUGUUUCACAAUAUCUCUGAUGUUUCUGCUCAUGACUGCUGAUGUUGAUGGUCAGCAGGUUUGGGGAGUGAAUUAUAAUUCUUCGUAUGUUUGUGCAGUAAGAAGCUCAACAGUGAGAAUGUCCUGUAUUUAUCCUCCUGGUUAUGGGAUCACACCAUCAUACUGGACCAAAACAACACAUCAACCUUAUUCAGUGCCACCAAACCUGUGUUCUGACAGAUAUCAGUGUCACACUAACAGCAUCACUUUAACACAUGUGACAGAAGCUGAUAAAGGCGUCUACUACUGCAUAUUUGCAAGAGAAUACAGUGGAGAAUUGAGAGGGACUCCUGGAGUUCAGCUUGAUGUCACAGACCUCCAGGUGGAGACACAACAGAGAGUGAAAGAGGGAGAUUCAGUCACUCUUACAUGUAAAACCACCUGCAGACUGACUGAAGAAACAACAUUCAUCUGGUACAGAAACACACAGACAUUAACUGAACACACAGUGAAUGAGUUUCAUCUGCAGUCAGUCAGUCGUCAUGAUUCAGGAGUCUAUAGAUGUGCUAUAAGAGGACAUGCACAUUUUGCGUCUUCUGAUGUUUAUCUCAGUGUAGAAUAUCUUCCUGAGAAAACCUCAGUGUCCAUCAGUUCUUCUGGUGUAAUAGUGGAGGGUGAUUCAGUGAAUCUGACCUGCAGCAGUGAAUCAAAUCCACCUGUUCACAUCUACAGCUGGUUUAAAGAGAAUCAAACAUCAUCUGUUGGAUCUGGACAGACGUUCAGCAUCACUAACAUUAAUUCUAGUCUCAGUGGAUGGUUUUACUGUGUGGCUCAGAAUAAACAUGGAUCUCAGAGAUCAGCUGCUGUAUCACUCACUAUAACAGGAGUUCAGGGUUCUGCUCUGUACGCAGUUUCUGGUAUUGUGGCAGGAUGUGGAGGAUUGUUCUUCAUCAUCAUCAUCUUCAUCAUCCUGUUUAUUAAGAAGAGGAGGACUGAUAGUAGAGCAGAACACAUGAAUCAAACACAGACGGCUGACUGGAGUGAUGAUACAUACACAGCUCUGAAUCCUGCGUCCAGAACAUCUGCAGACAUUUACUACACAAUCAGAUCGGAUCAGUGCAGGGCUGCUGAUGGCGUCUACACGACUCUUGAGCUUCAGUCCAGAUCUUCUGAAUAUGAUACAAUAGCAGUAAACACACAUUAAACUCUCUCUCGCUCUAACAGUGAGAGCUCU
Messenger RNA from Triplophysa dalaica, 1224 nucleotides. RefSeq names its product B-cell receptor CD22-like. The transcript is spliced from 8 exons. The record is from RefSeq and is a predicted model, not a curated record. Bases 4 to 1194 code for a protein of 396 amino acids. NCBI's taxonomy places the organism in Eukaryota, Metazoa, Chordata, Actinopteri, Cypriniformes, Nemacheilidae.